This is a messenger RNA of Zychaea mexicana, 1422 nucleotides long. Its product is annotated as aminotransferase. The transcript has 8 exons. Gene Ontology annotation, biological process: L-leucine biosynthetic process; L-valine biosynthetic process. Gene Ontology annotation, molecular function: branched-chain-amino-acid:2-oxoglutarate transaminase activity. The record is from RefSeq and is a predicted model, not a curated record. The coding region runs from base 80 to 1261 and encodes 393 amino acids. NCBI's taxonomy places the organism in Eukaryota, Fungi, Mucoromycota, Mucoromycetes, Mucorales, Lichtheimiaceae. Gene Ontology annotation, cellular component: mitochondrion.
AACACCUUAUUUUUUCACUCCAUCGUCCCGCCUAUCCUGGUUUUUCUUUUCUUUUUACUUUUUUUAUUGAAUCACCAGCAUGCCAUUCCUCCGUGCACAAUUCCUCGGACAACGAUUUGCUCAACCCGCUAAGCGAUGGAACAGCACUGCUGCCGCUGGCUUGCAGGCAAGCCUUUUGCGCGUCACCAAGAAUGAAAGUCCCAAGGCAUUGGUUGCCAACAAAGACUUGGUCUUUGGUAGAACCUUCUCGGACCACAUGAUUACUGCCGAGUGGACCGAGGGUAAGGGAUGGGAUGCCCCCGCAAUUCGUCCUUAUGACAAGAUUUCCCUCGAUCCCAGUGCUGUUGUCUUCCACUAUGCCUCUGAGUGCUUCGAAGGUAUGAAGGCCUACAAGGAUAAGCAGGGCAAGAUCCGCUUGUUCCGCCCCGAAAUGAACAUGGCUAGAAUGAACCGUUCUACUGCUCGUAUUGCUCUUCCGCAAUUCGAAGGCGAGGAGUUGCUUAAAGUGAUCGGUGAAUACCUCAAGGUCGACGAUCGUUGGAUCCCCGAGGGCCGGGGUUAUUCGCUCUACUUGCGUCCUACCAUGAUUGGUACUCAAGAAUCGCUUGGUGUCGCUGCUUCGAACCGUGCAUUGUUGUUCGUUAUCGGUAGCCCUGUGGGUCCUUAUUAUCCCACUGGUUUCUCGGCUGUGAAACUCAAGGCCACUACUGAAUACGUCCGUGCAUGGCCUCGCGGUACCGGUGAUUCCAAGAUUGGUGGCAACUAUGCUCCUGGUUUGUUGCCUCAAUUGCUUGCUGCAAAGAAGGGUUACCAGCAAAACUUGUGGUUGUUUGGUGACGACCAUCAGCUUACUGAAGUUGGUGCCAUGAACUUGUUCGUGUUGUGGAAGAACGAACAGAACGAAUUGGAAUUGGCCACUCCACCGUUGGAUGGCUCGAUUCUUCCCGGUGUUACCCGUGACUCUAUUUUGUCGCUUGCCCGUGAGUGGAACGAAUUCAAAGUCACUGAGCGCAAGAUGACCAUGCCUGAACUCCGUGAUGCUGUCAAGGAUGGUCGUGUGGUCGAAAUGUUUGGUGCUGGUACCGCAUGCAUUGUCACUCCCGUCAAGGCCGUUGAAUACAUGGGCGAGGAUCUGAACAUUCCUCUUGAUCCCAACGACUCUACCUCGCAGGCUGGACCUAUCACUAAGCGUAUUAACGAAGCCAUCAUGGAUAUUCAAUACGGUGAAGUCGAACAUCCCUGGUCGGUUGUUGUCAACUAGAUUUCUUGCUCAUAACAUCUUUUUUAAAGUAUCAUAAUCAUUAUCAUCUUUUUUCAUGGUCCUGUAUCGUUUCUUCUACACAUCUCUCUUUAGAGUGUAUCUAUCAGUCACUACUUUGUCUUAUUUAUAUCACGGAAUGAUAGAAUUCAAUACAACUAACU